ACUUUCAAAUCAGUUGUGAUUAAAAAGUAUUUUGGUGCAUUGUGCCACUUGUGAUUAUUUCAGUAGAAAGCUAGAAACAUGGUGGUGGCAGCAUCAUGUUGAGAUUUAAAUUUGUUGCCUCUUUGUUGCUUCUUUUUUGGUGGAGUCAUGCUAGUGCCACUUUCUUUCCUUUUUUAAAUAAUGGAUUUAACUGUGCUCUGUGGGAAAGUUUGGGAUCUUUUCUUUAAGAUCUAAAUCCUGAUCAAUAUUUUUCCAGAACUUUGUCCAGGAUUUAUUUCAAUAGCUCCUUGUUCUUCGUGAUGCUUUUUGUUUAGGUAUGUCUUCAAGGAACUCUAAUAUUUAUUUAAUAUUUAUGGGCUGUAACAUUAUGGGCGAUUUUUUUCGAUGACAUACAGUAUAAUCCCAGUUAAGUCCAUUUUAGUUCCAGGAUGUAAUACUACAAAAUGUGGAAAGGUUGAAGGGGGGGUGAAUACUUAUGCAAGCACUAAAGAAGAAGGAAAAAAUGUAUUUCUACUUCCUGUGAAUGAAUACCUAACAUAUGUCUAUAGGAUAAAUAGGUCUAUUCCUAUAGAGAAAAAAUUCCUGUCAAAAUAACUGUAUCCAUGCUAGCUCGUACCCUACGUUACGCAGUGCAGGGAGUGUUUAGGGAGAAGGGAGGAGGGUGCAAUUUGGGAUACAGCCCACGGUUCCCCGGAGGAUGCUGCUGUAAUGGUGUUCAGUGCAGGAAGAGACUUCCAGAUGGUGUCACAUUCACCUUCGGUUGUUUUUUUGUUUUUUUUGCCAUGAAGACUAACAGCAGCUAUUAAUAUAUCAUUUAUUAAUUUAUUUCCAUCAAUGAAGACUAAGAGGGAAUCCAGGAGGAAGCGGGGGAAUGCUGCUGCUGCUGCGGCUCGCGGACUUUCGCUCGGUGGUGCUGCAUCAGGGCGAGAGCCGCACUCUGUCCUGCGGGCUUUGGUGCUCUGAGAGUCGGCGUGCGUCCUCAGGAAAGUGGCCGGAUGAUGAUUGCGGCCUGGGUGUCCGACUCCUGGUGGAGGAAAACCCUGUAUGUGAGCGGAGGAGCGCUGCUCGCUGCUGCUGCUUAUCUCUUCUACGAGCUGCUAUCCAUCAAGAAGGAGCAGGAACUCGACUCUACAGACGCCAUCAUCCUCCACCAGUUCUCCCGACCGGUUCUCUCUCCGAGUCUUUAUCCGUUCUGCCUGAAGAUAGAGACCUACCUGAGAAUGGUGGACCUUCCAUAUCAGACUUACUUCGACGGCCGUCUCUCUGCUCAGGGCACGAUGCCAUGGAUCGAGUACAACCACGAACGUGUGUCUGGGACGGAGUUUAUCAUCGAGUUUCUGGAGAAGAAGCUGGGCACGAGUCUCAAUAAGAGUCUGAGUGCGGAGGAUAAGGCCAUCACUCACACCAUCACUAAAAUGGUGGAGGAACAUUUACACUGGACGUUAGCAUACUGUCAGUGGGUGGAGAACGUGGAGAAGACUCGCCACAUGCUGGGUGUGUGUGAGCUGCUGCAGUGGAGUGUGUGUGAGCUGAAUGGCAGCCUGGUGAAGAGGGAGAUGUACUGCCAUGGCAUUGGCCGCUUCAACACACACCUCAUCCACACACUGCUAGAGAGAGACCUGCGCACUCUCUCCACGCUGCUGGGAGAUAAGAAGUACAUCAUGGGCUCUAAAGUGUCCAGCGUGGAUGCUGCAGUGUUUGGACAUCUUGCUCAGGCUAUGUGGACACUACCGGGAUCCAGACCAGAGCAACUCAUUAAAGGUGAGCUGCCGAACCUGGCGCGAUACUGCGAGCGGAUCCGGCGCGAGUUCUGGCCCGAGUGGGUGCUAGAUUAUGAGGAUUUGUUUUCAGAGACAUACAUGGACGCUCCUACACAACACGGACUGUUCUCCUGCGCUGACACGCUGGACGAAGUGGACACACACACUCUUUCAAACAAACAUUCACCAGACACAGACCGCUCGGGACGCUCGCUCUCCGACUCCGACUUCGAGGUGGACCAAUCGGACGUCAAGGUCAAAGCUUGAAUGACAUUCAUUUUACAGGAGCAGAAUUUUUGCACUGAGAGUUCCUGAGACAUACAUGCAAUUCAUACCAGAGCUUUGUGUGUGUGUGUGUGUGUGUGUGUGUGUGGUGUGCAUGUCAUAAUGUUUUGUUUUUUUUCUAAAUUAAAGCAUCAGGGUUGAAACUCUUCUGUGAAGGCCGAGUAAAUAACCAAAAACAAAAGGUGACAUUUUAAAUCACUAUAAUGGCAACCUGUAAUUCAAACACAGUGGGCUGUGUAUAUAUGUGUGUGUGUGUGUGUGUGUGUGUGCCAGGAUUUCCUGAAUACAAUUCAUUCACUCAGACUGUGGACUGAGAUGCUGUACAUAUUGGACAACUGAUACUUGUUGAAGAAGUGUUUUUUUUUUUUUUUUUCCCUCACAAGUUGUGCAUAUGUUUCCCAGGUCUCACAUCACAGAUCUUUUCUGUCAAGGACAAAAAGAUUUUAUCCCAGAACCGAUUAUUUAUUAGACUUAUGUAUGUAUGAAUGUAUGGAUUUUUAAACUGAUUGGUUGGUUGGUUGAUCGAUUGUAAAAAUGUGUGUCCUGUCUGUCAUUACCCUGUAGCUGUAAUAGAUAAUAGAAUUGUGGUUAAAGUUUAUAUAACUGCAACUUUCCAUCUAACACACACACACACACACAAAGAGAGAGAGAGAGAAAGUGUGUUUGAAUUGUUCAGCAUUGGAGUUCCUUUUUGGAACCACAAGAUGGCGCUCAUUCUCCUCAUGUUCUGCUUUUCAAUACAGGCUUUAAUGUAGAAAAGUAUAGAAUGUACUUUGUCAACAUCCAUCCAUCCAUCCAUCCAUUUUCCAUAGCGCUUAUCCAACACAGGGUCACAGGGAGCCUGGAGCCUAUCCCAGGGAACUCGGGGCACAAGGCGGGGGACACUCUGGACGGGGUGCCAACACAUCGCAGGGCACAAUCACACAUAUUUACACACUACGAACAAUUUGGAAAUGCCAAUCAACACCUACAACACAUGUCUUUGGACUGGGGGAGGAAACUGAAGCACCCGGAGAAAACCCCUGAAGCACAGGGAGAACAAAACUCCACACACACAGGAUGGAGGCAGGAAUCGAGCCCCUAACGGACUAAGCCACCGAUGUACUUUGUCGCUUCAUAUUAAAUUAUUUUCUCACAUACUUCACUCCAUUUUCCACUUUAAGGCAGCUGAAGUUCAGUUCUAUUAGAUGCACAAAUAUCUUUGUGUGUGUGUGUGUGUGUGUGUGUGUGUGUUUUUAAUUGUUUGUAGUUUGCUAGCUUGCUAGUAAUCAACUCACAGUAGUACCUUGAACUAGAGACCUAGAAAUUAUUCUCAAACUUGAAGCUGAAUAUACAAACUUUCUAAUUAUUCAAUUAUUAAUUAAUUAUUUCAAGUACCAUAAGAGUCAAAAAGUGAAGUGUGAGUGGCUUGAGAAGCAGGAUUAUAAUCAUCUUACCUCCAUGUGCAGUUAAUUGGUUACCUAGACUCAACUCCAGAACAUACGUUUAUUUAUAUAUCAUAUAUCUAUGCAUUUAUUUAUUUAUUUAUUGGUUGGGUAUAAUGUGAUUAUUAUUAUUAUUAUUAUUAUUAUUAUUAUUUGGCUGAAUCAUUUUGCACAUUUUUCAAGAUGGCGAGCUGCUGAUAAGAAGUGCACUGAUAUUGGGUGUGUUUUGUGGUCUUUCUCUGACUCUCUGUGUGUGUGUGUGUGUGUGUGUGGCUGGUGCUCAGCGGUAGCUGAUGGAAAUACAGUAGUUUAUAUUGUAACAGAAAUUCACAACAUUUGUAAUGAUAAUUUGAAACACGAAUAAUAACAGGCAGAAGAUUUUAAAUGUCUUCCUCACUUGUCUCUACGUUCACACACACACUGUUCGCUCUGCCUAAUUUUCUCUACAUUGUAAAUAAAAGAAAUUCCCCAUGGA
This is a messenger RNA of Pangasianodon hypophthalmus (striped catfish), 3944 nucleotides long. It is a transcript of the gene faxcb, whose product is annotated as failed axon connections homolog, metaxin like GST domain containing b. The record is from RefSeq and is a predicted model, not a curated record. The transcript has 6 exons. Gene Ontology annotation, cellular component: cytoplasm. Lineage: Eukaryota; Metazoa; Chordata; Actinopteri; Siluriformes; Pangasiidae. The coding region runs from base 996 to 2027 and encodes 343 amino acids.